AUGGCACUACCAUUUCUUCUAGAAAGAUGCAAUAAUAACAACGUACCCAAGAAGGUCAUUGUCGUUGGCGCAGGCUGUGCUGGUCUUGCAAUGGCUCGAGCAUUGCAUAAGCGAUCUGCAGAAUGUGAGAUUGUCAUCAUUGACCCUAUACUAAGCGGCAUACGGCUCGACUUUGCCAGAACCACCCAAAUUAUGUCAACCUCUACUGCCAGCUACGACGCUGGGAGAAUCAUCAGGAACGACUAUAUCCACAAUAUCUACAGGAUCAUUGCAAGUGCAGCAAUGAAUCGGUGGCAGACGCUCGAGCCCUGGAGCCAUGCUUAUCACCGAAGCGGACUCUUGUUAGCGAGCGAUACGACUGACAAUGGACCGCUCAUGGAAACAUUUGCGCGAUCUCGCGAUGAAGUCUCUUCAAACGGUGAGCCAUUCGAGGUGGAGGAACUAUAUUCCAAGCAAGAUGUCAAGAGAGCUCUCGGGACUAGUGGCGACGUUGGUGGCUGGGGAUACUUACGCCAUAAUGCUGGUUGGGUGCAUAGCGGUGAUAUCAUGCGUACGGUUCUCGAAGACCUGAUACAAUCUGACAAUAUUUGCCUCAAGUCCGAAAAGGUAAUCUCUCUCCAGAGAAAGGCUGAAGAGGAUACAAUUCUCGGCGUUGUUCUGGAGUCCGGAGAAUAUUGCGCGGCUGAUCUCGUUGUGCUAGCUACUGGGCCUUGGACAGCAGGGCUAAUAGACACCAGAGGCAGAACUGUUGCGUCAGGGGAGACAGUGGCUUAUGUGCAGCUUAGGCCUGAAGAACAGCACAUUCUUCGUGAGAUGCCCUGCUUUGUAAACUUCGAUCAAAAGAUCUGCUUUACGCCUCCUACAAAGCUUGUGCUUAGGGUUGCCCUUCAUCGAGACGAUUCGAUAAAUGCUGUCACUUUCGAUCAUCCUUGGAUUGGUGGAACAACUAUUUCAAUACCUCCAACUUUUGAGAAUAGACUCGACUCUCCACUGCGAGGAACACAAGAACAGAAACUGCGCCAAGCAUUGAGGAUAAUCUUUCCUGCUCUCUCUGAAGCUGAGAAUAUCCAUUUUCGCCAAUGUUGGUACGAAGACACAUUUACAGGCGACUUUAUUGUUUGUUCGCACCCGGAUUUUAAACAACUAUUUCUGCUCCAUGGGCUUGGGGAGCAUGGAUUUAAGUUCUUGAAUGUCAUUGGUGACUACGCGGUUGGGAUUUUACUAGGCGAGGUUGAUACUAGUCUUGCACAACUUUGGGGCUGGCCAAAAGGGAGAACAGAGUGCCAACUUUAUUCAAGUCAUGGUCAAGGAGGCUGGCGUUGA
Messenger RNA from Exophiala oligosperma, 1323 nucleotides. RefSeq lists its product as uncharacterized. Gene Ontology annotation, molecular function: sarcosine oxidase activity; proline dehydrogenase activity; L-pipecolate oxidase activity. NCBI's taxonomy places the organism in Eukaryota, Fungi, Ascomycota, Eurotiomycetes, Chaetothyriales, Herpotrichiellaceae. Bases 1 to 1323 code for a protein of 440 amino acids. The transcript has a single exon. The record is from RefSeq and is a predicted model, not a curated record.